CACGGGUGACGUAAAACCUUUAAGCCGAGCGGCGUGAUGGCGGCCGUGGGUACGGCAAAUACCAGCGAAGGUGGUAAAAUGUGCAACAAAACAAAGACUGGAUUUUAGAGCCUCUCUCUUUGCCGGAGCCGACUAGUAAUCCUGUUCAAGUCUCAACCUCCUUACUGCUGCCUUGCAUAUUUUGUGAAGAAUGUUACCCUGCAGAAGAGAAGCAAUACUUACUCAGGCACAUGAUUCUUGAACACACACUGGUGAUAUCCGAUGUGAAACUGAUUGCAGAUUUUAGAAGAUACGUCUUGUAUUGGAAAAAAAGAUUUACCGAGCAACCAGUGACAGACUUUUGUAGUGUAAUAAGAACCAACUCCCAACGUCCUGAGGAGGAACAAGCAGACUACUACCUUCUCUGCGAUGUUUUACCUGAAGACCGAGUACUUCGAGAGCAGCUUCAGCAGAAAAGACUUGAAGAAGUAUUGGAACAGCAACAGGUGGAAAGGAAUGACAACAAUUUUUAUCGUAUCUGUAUGUUUUGUAAUGAAGAAUUUGCAGGAAACAGAGCGGUUCUCUUUAAUCAUAUGGCCAAAGAUCAUGCUUUCAAUGUGGGUCUUCCGGACAACAUCGUGUACUGCAAUGAGUUUCUGGAUUUGGUGCAGAAAAAAAUGGAUAAUUUGCAGUGUUUGUAUUGUGAGAAAACAUUUCGUGACAAACAUACACUCAGAGAUCAUAUGAGGAAGAAGCAGCACCGUAGAAUCAAUGCCAAAAAUCAGGAGUACGACAGAUUUUACACUAUCAACUAUCUGGAGUUUGGAAAGAACUGGGAGGAAGUUCAGUCUGAAGAUGACAGUGAAAUCAUUGAAGAGCUGGAUGAUGAUUGGUCUGAUUGGCAAGGCAACCCAAUGUGUGCUGUUUGUCUUUUCUGUGAAAAAGCAAAAGAUUCAACUGAAAAACUACACCUUCACAUGAAGACAGAACAUCAUUUUGACCUUCUCAAAUUAAAAUCUGAAAUGGGAUUAAACUUCUACCAGCAAGUCAAAUUAGUAAACUUUAUAAGAAGAGAAAUUCACCAACGUCGAUGCAACAGAUGUGGAGAAGCAUUCGACUCAAAAACAGGAGUUGUAAAUCAUAUGACGGAAACAGACCAUAUUAUGUCACUGCUUGACAGAUCUGCGUGGGAUCAGCCUCAGUAUUAUUUUCCUACAUAUGAAAAUGAUGCUUUGCUUUGCUCUUUAUCUGACUGUGAGAAUGAAACUACGGCUGACAACCAAACAAUAGACAUUCCUGUUGUUGCAGAAGACAUUUCGGAUUUGCAAGCACUAAAGCAAAGCAGUAUUCUAAGUCAACUGCGGCAGCAGGAGCCAGUAAUCACCCUCCCUCAUCCAGCAAAUUAAAAAGUCACUAUUUUUAUGAAUGAUACCAAUGGUAGAUGCAUAGCUAUCCCUCUCAAGUUUUUACAUAAGUGUCUGCGUGUACUAUGAGAAGAUGGAAUGCAAGAAACAAUAAACAUAUUUUUAAAAAUAUAUGUAUAAUGGGAAGAAUUCACUCAUGUGAAGAGCCCCAAUAGGAGCAACAGCAGUGUUCAGACCAUUUGGUUAAUAAUAAUAUUGUUCUGGUUAUUUAAUGUGUUGGAGAAUUAAAGAUUUUAAAACUAUAUUAUCCAGAUUAAAACAUCACACAAGACUAUAAACUGAAAACCACAAGUUUUUUUUUACAAAUUACAAUCACCACUGCUUUAGGAGUUCAUCAAAAAACGAACUUUAAAAUAUCAAUGGUUCCUCAAAGUGCAGUUCUUGAAACAUGGAAGAAAAAUCUCAUUAACGUCGCUAUUCCCACAAAUCAUAUAAGUCAUUACCUGGGAUCUAAUUUCCCCCCUUUAUAUAAGAAGAAUAAAACCUGUUCCCAAUAAUUGUGCAAACUCAGCCAUGUUCCUUGAUGUGGUAGGCCCAGGUAUCAAACUCCCUGCUUUUCAAAUUGUUGAAAUUUCUUUUCAUCAAGGCCAGUUGGAGUUAAAAGAACUUCUAAACUGGCAUCAUUAAGUAAGGUUCUCAUAUAUCUGAGAAUUAUAUAUUCCACACUAACACCUGUAGAGGGAGACCAAAAUCUGUUCAACUUCCUUAUUAUUUCUGUGGGGAUCGGAACUUCAAGCUUAGGAAGUCCCAGUCCACUGUCCCUCACCAUUGAACAUGAUAUGUUAAUGUAUAUGGAGAGGAUUAAAAUAAUCCCACAUGACCCCAUGUAACUUAGCUAAAUAUUUUGUGUCACGUAAGAUGAUUCUGUUCAUGCAGACAAUCUUUAAAGAAAACUCAAUGCCAUACUUGAAAUGGUGGAAGGUCUAUUCCCUGCAUUCUCAUGUCAAUCCCAUCCUGGCCAGCCCCUGUAAUACUUUUCCCUUGCAUUUUACCUAAUGACAAGUUAAUACUUAUCAUCCUAACCACAUCUACUACAUAUUUAAGGUAGUAUCCUGUUCUUUAAUAUCAGUGCACCUACAUACCUUCUCUUAAAAGCUUUGUGAAAAGCAUUAAAUGCAACCAGUCCUUCUCUACCCUUUGCAGCUAAACUUCCUGAUGGAACAUGUAAUUCUAAUCUCAUUUAAGACCAUCAAAAAUAAGAGCAGAAUUAGGUCUGUCAGUCUAAUUUGGCUGCUCCGCCAUUUCAUCAUGGCUGAUUUACUAUCCUUCUCAAACCCAUUUGCCUGCCUUCUCCCCGUAACCUUUGAAUGCCUUGACUAACCAAGAACUUAUCAACCCCCAUUUAAAAUAUAAUGACUUGGCUUCAAAAGCCGUAUGUGACAAUGAGUUCCACAGAUUCACCACACUCUGGCUAAAGAAAUUCCAUUUCAUUUCUGUUCAAAAUGGACGUCUCUCUGUUCUGAGGCUGUGCCCCCUGGUCCUACACUCGACCUCUGUAGGAAAUAUUCUAACCACAUCUACUCCAGGCCUUUCAUUAUUCAAUGAGAUCCUCCCUCAUUCUUCUAAACUCCAGUGAGAAUGGGCCCAGAGACAUCAAACACACUUCAUGCAUUAACCCUUUCAUUCCUGGAAUAAUUUUCAUUAAACUCCUCUGGACCCUCUCUAAUGCUAGCAUAUCUUCUCUUAGAUAAGAGACUCAAAAAUGCUCACACCAUACUCGCAAGUGUGGUCUGAUCAAUGCCACAUAAAGCUUCAGCAUCACAUCUUUGCUCUUGUAUUCUAGUCUUCUGAAAAUGAAUGCUAACAUUGCAUUUGCCUUCCUUAUCAACCUGCAACAUAACCUUCAGGGAAUUCAGCACAAGAUCUGCCAAGUCUCUUUGCACUUCAGAUUUUUGAAUUUUCUCUCUGUUUAGAAAAUAGUCUACGCCUUCAAUCUUUCCAGCAGAGUGUAUGACCAUACGCUUCCCUUCAUUAUAUUCCAUCUACCACUUCUUUGCCCAUUCCACCAAUUUUCUAAGUCCUCCUGCAGCCUCCCUGUUUCCUCAACACUACCUGCCCUUCCACCUCUCAUUGCAUUGUCUGCAAACUUGGCUACAAAACCAUCAAAUCUGUCAUCUAAAUAAUUGGCAUAUCAUGUGAAAAGCAGUUGGAAUUCACCUCUUUUCCAAUUUAAGAUCAGAAUUACCAGAAGGAUAGGACUUAAAACAGAUUGUCCAAAACUUGAUUCUAAAAUGUGGGAAUGUAAAAGAGACUAGAAUCUAAAACUGGAAAUUUUCAAAUUUAAAUUACUGCUUCUUUGAGCUGUUUAUACUAGAACAUAUUCCUAAAGUAACAAAAAUGUGCUGGACAAAUUUUGCAGGUUCAGUAGUAGAUCAGGUACCUUGCCGUUCAGCAUGGGCAAUCAUGUCUCUCCAUCCAUCACAGUCCCUGACCCUCCGAAUUGUAGUUGCUGCCUCCCCUGUUUCUAACCAUGAUGUUAAUCCAUCUACCAUUCUCAUUCUCUGUCUUCCUCUGCUUCUUUUUCCUUCCAGCUUUCCAGUUGUAACUAAACGUUCUAAUGUCUCUCAUUGCAUGAUGUGUCCAAAGAAUUUUGAUUGUUGUUUUCUGAUUUUGUCAAGUGAUGUACAUCAUCUUUGUUCUCUGUAGAACUUCUUCAUUGGUUAUCCUGUCCGUAUAUGAUAUGCAUAGCAUUCUUCUGAGGAACCACGUCUCUGUUGCAUUGAUUCUUUUUUCCAUUGUAUUUGUGAUGGUCCAUGACUCGCAGCCAUACAUCAAAAUAGGAAGAAUGUAGCAGCUGUGAGUUCUAAGGCAGAUGUCAAUUGCUACUUUCUUCUUUGUUAGGAUGUUCCUCAUUUCUGUAAAUGCUGUUCUUGCCAUUGCUAUUCUUGCUUUUAUGUCUGUUUCGCAUUUGCCAUCAGAUGUUACCUCUGAUCCAAGGUCCUUGAAGUUGUGAACUUGUUCCAGGAUUUCAUUUCCCAAUACGAUCCUACAGUUUGGGAUAUUAGGUUUCUUUGAUAUUACCAAUACUUCAGUUUUCUUUUUGUUUAAGGUUAGGCCAAGUCUUUUGCUCUCUGUGUUGAUGGUAGAUCCUAGUUUCUGUAAAUUUACUUCACUGUUUGCUAUCAGUACUGUAUCAUCCGCAUAGCGGAGGUUGUUGAUAGUGUAUCCUCCUAUACUUAUUCCAGGUAGGUUUUGUAUGGUUCUCAUGAUGUUUUCACUGUACCAGGAGAGCAGGUCUGGUGAUAGAACACAACCCUGUCUGACUCCUCCCUUUAUUGGCUGAUAUUCACCAAUCUCAUUGUCUAUCCGUCUGGCUGCACCUUGUUGCCAGUAGAGGUUCCUGAUUAUUCUUAGAUUUUUUCAUCGAUAUUAAUAUCUUUAAGCAUUUUCAUGAUGACCUGGUGUUUCACUGUGUCAAAGGCUUUUGUGUAGUCAAUGAAGCAGAAGUAUUGGUUGAGCAGUAAUUGUUUGAAAAAAGGAAAUGUCAAUGUUUUGGGUCAAAACCUUGUUUCUGUGACUAUAAACUGUUCAAACUAUAAAUUCAUCUUAUAAACAAUGACUAUAAUACAUAAACAUUAAUUAUAGACUUUAAACAGCUGCUUGAAUUAAUUAAGAGUUAAACAAUAGAAUGCUACCUUAAUUUUUAUAGUUUUUUAAAUGAGGUUAAUUCAGCCUCUAAUCUCAUUUUGAAAUUAUUGCUUAGCACACCUGUAUAAAUUCUCAUCUGCUGGGUUUAUACUUGACACAUUCACAAGAAAACAGGAGUAAAAAUGCAGUGUAGUGUUUUACAGGAGUGUUCUGAAAUAGCAGUGAGGAAGUUAACAUCACUAGAGCUUUUCUUCCUGAAAGGUCAAGCAGUACUGCUUUUUAAGAUGGAUAUCUAUUAUAUUGUAAUAAAACUAUUAUUGUCAUUUUUAUUGCAGUUGGAAAAGUACUCAAAUUGUGUUGUGACACCCUGAGUUCCACUGUGGCAUUCUGUAAUGGAAACCAGAAAUAAUUAAUGGGAAUAUUAUCCCAAAGUGUGAAUUGACCACAAAGAUUUGGUAAAAUUAAAUAUUUUAAGCCCUAUAAUGUUAUAUUUUAUAUAUUUGUCUCCUAGUCUGAGAUAAUUUUUUAAAUGGUGCUUUUGACAUUAUUGAAGUGUUCUUACUACAGUUCCAAAAAUGUGGUAUUAAAAAAGAUAAUGAAUUCUCUACUUUACCAUUUGUUGAUCCCAGCUUUUUAUUUUUUUUAAAAUUGCCAUUUAAAAUCUUGUCUUCCACAUUUAACAAAUCGGACCUGAUAGUGUACUUGCCUGAAAGGUUACAUCACAGUUAAUACAUAAAGUUAGCAGUGAUUUUUAAAUUUGUUUUUGGAGGAAAAACAAGCCUUGUGUCUGUCGUGAUUUCAGUGUUUUGCAAUGCUGUGCAUAAUUGUGAUCUCUAUUUAAAGAAGCAUAUACUAGCAUUGGAAGCAGGCUAAAAAGUUUCAUCAGGUCAGUCUGUGAUGAGAUGUGUGUUCGAAAUCAACUGAAGAAAAUGAAAAUAGAGCCAUAUGUUUGGACUUUAAAAGAAUGAGAGCUGAUCUUACUGAAUCUUGUUGGGGGGGGUGUUGUUCUUGUAAGAGUAGGUGUUGAGAUGCUUCCACUAACUGGAGAAUCUUAAAUGGGAUAUAUUUACCAGAUUAGGGGGUAGUCAUUUAAAACUGAGAGGGUUGCUGAGGCUAAUUUAUUUAAUUGGGGAUAUUUAGAAAGGAGUUUUUUUUAAAGAUCAAGGAAUUGCGGACUAUGGAGAACUUGCACAGUUGAGAUCAGAAGGGAGCCAGGUUUGAUAAAUAAAAUAGCAUACACUUGCUGCUUCUUUCUUAUGUUUUUGUAUUUUAAUAAAGCCUACAGCACAAUCA
This is a messenger RNA of Hypanus sabinus (Atlantic stingray), 6284 nucleotides long. It is a transcript of the gene znf277, whose product is annotated as zinc finger protein 277. NCBI's taxonomy places the organism in Eukaryota, Metazoa, Chordata, Chondrichthyes, Myliobatiformes, Dasyatidae. The transcript has 12 exons. The coding region runs from base 231 to 1385 and encodes 384 amino acids. The record is from RefSeq and is a predicted model, not a curated record.